Messenger RNA from Strigops habroptila (Kakapo), 3912 nucleotides. RefSeq names its product cysteinyl leukotriene receptor 1 (gene CYSLTR1). The record is from RefSeq and is a predicted model, not a curated record. Lineage: Eukaryota; Metazoa; Chordata; Aves; Psittaciformes; Psittacidae. The transcript is spliced from 3 exons. Gene Ontology annotation, biological process: G protein-coupled receptor signaling pathway. Gene Ontology annotation, cellular component: plasma membrane. Gene Ontology annotation, molecular function: leukotriene receptor activity. Bases 395 to 1498 code for a protein of 367 amino acids.
UGGCGGCCCCGGUUUAAGGGCGGUGGAGCGGGGAGAGCUGUGUAACCCCCGGCAGAGCCCCGCGUCCCGCUCGGCCCCGGACGGCUGAACUGGCAGAGGGAAAAGCAGUCUGCGGUGACAGGAAGGCAGCGGGACCUCUCUCUGGUGCUGUCUCAGAAGGGCUUGCAGCAUCAUUGCUUUUAGGCAAAACAUCUUUGUUUGCUGGCUGGCUUGGCCACACAGCCUCAUUUGUCCGAUUUUCUGCUCCUUCUUCAUACUGACCAUAACUGCCUGGCGGUGCAGGCAGAGGAAGAAAGCCUCAGUGUGCAGAAGAGAUCGUUCCAGCCUCUUCCUCUUAAUCUCAAACAUCCUGGUGUGUUUUGGUUUUUUUUAAUGUCUGAGAAAAAACAGAUGUAUGAUGCCUUGGCCUGACAUUCAUCACCAGGCAGAAUCAGUGCCUCAGCCAGCCAACACGACAGCGCUGUUUGAUAACUUGUCAUGCCAUCACUCCAUCGAUGACUUCCGAAACAGAGUCUACUCCACACUCUACUCCAUGAUCAGCAUUAUGGGCUUUGUUGGCAAUGGGUUUGUGCUCUACGUCCUCAUAAAAACAUACCGGCAAAAGACAGCCUUUCAGGUGUAUAUGCUGAACCUUGCUGUGUCUGACUUCCUCUGCGUGGCCACCCUGCCCCUGCGUGUCAUCUACUACAUCCACAAAGGAAACUGGUUCUUCAGUGACUUCCUAUGCAGGGUCAGUUCAUAUGCACUGUAUGUCAACCUCUAUUGCAGCAUUUUUUUCAUGGCUGCAAUGAGCUUCUUCCGCUGCAUAGCCAUUGUUUUUCCAGUCCAGUACAUCAAUCUGGUAUCAGAGAAGAAGGCUAAAUUUGUCUGCAUUGGCAUCUGGAUUUUUGUCACCCUGACAAGCGCUCCCUUUCUGCGGAAUGGGACGUACCAACAUGGCAACAAGACCAAAUGCUUUGAACCCCCGGAAAACUCUCAGAAGGCAAAUUUAGUUGUGAUCCUGGAUUUUAUUGCCCUAACUGUGGGUUUCAUUCUUCCCUUUAUUGUCAUAACUAUCUGCUACACCAUGAUCAUAAGGACCUUAAUGAAAAAUUCCUUUAAGAAGAACCGGGCUAACCACAAGAAGGCAGUCUGGAUGAUCAUCAUUGUGACGCUCACCUUCCUGGUGAGCUUCACCCCAUACCAUGUUCUCCGUACGGUCCACCUCCACGUGCUGAGGCUGAAGAAUGCCAGCUGUGAGGAUGCCAUAUACCUACAGAAGUCGGUUGUGGUAACGCUCCCCUUAGCAGCUUCCAACUGCUGCUUUGACCCACUUCUUUAUUUCUUCUCAGGGGGCAAUUUUCGGAAGAGACUUGCCACAUUUAGGAAGGCUUCUUCCUCCAGCUUAACGCAAGCCUUCAGGAAAAAGUUCUCCAUAAAGGAGAAAGAUGAGGAACCCUUUGGAGAAAGCCAUAAGGAGAAUGAAAAGGCAGCUGUGGCCUCUCCAUCAGGAAGCUAAGUCUUCCCCCAAGAUCUCAGAUGGACAAUGGAAAUCUCAGAACUCUUCUAGAAGACAUGAUGGAGGCUCACAAGCCUUCAUAGCAGUGAGAUAUGUAAUAAUGGUGUAUGGUCCAUGAUUUAUGCUACUUGGUAUUACAGCCACUGCUGGGCAUGGCCAGCCCCUUCCCCGGAGCACUGCUUGGACACACACGGCCAUUUAGGAUGGAGGAGCCACCACCAGCCAGCACCAGAAAACUAUUGAUCUGAUGAUAAACUCAUAUAAGCAAACUCUUCAAAGCCUGUAUUAGGGCAUUAGCUUCAUGUCACAGCUCGACAAACGACGUUUGUGUUGAUGGGAAACGUAAACAUGUUCGCUGUGCGCAGCACAGCAGCAUUCAGGGAGCUACCGACAAAUAAAGAGGGCAGAGUUUUCAUGAGAUCUUCAAACAGCUGCUAAAUUAUUUACACAGCAGAGGCCAGGAUAAUUCCUGCCCUGUUCCAGCUGCUUCUGCUUUGGAUUGCAGUUUUCAAGAUAAUCAUGUGUUUAAGGCUUGCAGGGCUGGUGCCAGGCUCUGCAAACCCAGGAACUCAGUCUUGAAGCCCCUCUCCCCACUCCCGCAGGAGCAGCUCUUUGGACAUGUUUUCAUGGGCAGCAGAUCUGCCAGCAUCUUCUGAAUUUCUAGAAGAAGCUUAUCUGUGGGAGCAGUUUUAAAAUUGCAGUAUCCUUGUGUCCAUUUGAAACUUACUUGAAUGGGACUGGUCCUCGAAGUGGUGGAUUAUCACUCCAGUUCUUCAGGAGGUUUUACCUUAAAGCAUAGGUCUGGGUGCUUGGAGUCGGUGCAGGAUCAGGCCUUUCUGAGAUAUCGAUCAAGUUUUUUAAAAAAAAAAAUAAAAAUAUGCAGAAGUUGUUUUAAAAAUAUAGCUAUAUAUAAUACUUGACCCUGUUCAAGAGUGUUCACCUUCCUCACAUCUUGCAGAAAAGGGGCAACCCAAGGCCCUUGGAAAGAUCUCUAGACAGACCUGGAGAUCAAGAGUCUGAGUCUGGAUGAGAUGUGAGUGAAUCUUAUUUUGAGUUCAGUAUGGUAGAAAACCAGAUUGGGCUGUGUUUCUUAUGUAAAGAAAAACUUCAGUGUCUUAGACAAAAGGAAACAUUCCCGUGCUUUUCCAGUGAAACCCACGGAAAAGUAGCACUUCCUGCUUUUUGCUGGAGCAAAACCCAGCCAGAGAUGUGUGACGCUUCAGGAGAGAAACACAAAUUCUUGUAGGAUUAAGACUCCUAGUGAGAAAAGUUGUUGAUAAAUCAAUAGCGAGUGUGUUUUGAUAUGGUAUUUAUGAUGUUACUUGAUGUUAUCUUAAAGAAAACCAUUUUAAUACUGUAGAAUAGGAGCGAGCAAAGUGAGCUUGGCUUGGGGUGGGGGUCUGCUUGAGAAACUCUUUACAGAUACACAGGUGAGCAUGGUCACUAUUUACACCACACUCUGUGUAUCCCUGGGUCAUCAAAAAGCACUUAAAAAGGCAAAUUCACCUUCAGACAAUUUAAGGAAGUGAAUUUUCAACAAGAUCUGAAACCCCUUUAUAAAAAUUGCAAGGAUGUGUGAAGUGGAAGAGGGCUGGAAGCUGCUGGUGUACAGGAGUGUUACAGUUCCCCCUAAACACAGAGGAGUGCAAAACUUCUAGCUCACAACUAGACCUGUAGGCUGCUAUGAGAAAGGGAGUGAGAGUUGGCUAAAACUUCUUUUCAAGGCUUAGCAUUGAGUAUUAUAGUUAUGUUUCUAGGCAUUAAAGGCAUUGUGCAACUGUAAAUAGAAAUCAUGGAAAACUGAGUUUAAGAAUAUGUAGGAAUAAUAUGCAUAUUCCCAAAUCUUAAAAUAUUGUAUAGUAAAGCACCAUUUAUAUAUAUUGCAAAGCAUUUCUACUGUACCAGAGGUAUUUUUUCCCAUUUUUAUUUUUUUAAUGAGACAAUGGUUAUGGCAAGAGAAAUGGCAGUGGUUUUGUGCAAUAGGAAAGACUAUUUAAAAAAAAAACUUGCUGAAAAUUAAAUGACAAUGUUGCAAGUAAAAUGUUAACAAUUACUGUUUUCUGUCUUUGCAUAUGGAUUCUUACUCCCCACAAUACAUUUUUAUCUACAUACAGCACUACUGUAAUACUCGCAUAACAAUAAUUUAUAAGGAUAUAUGUGAGGGGACAUGCUGGUUUGGAGCUGGAGUUUGGUCCAGGCAAACUGGCCUUUGCUGUAGCCCAACUUCAGAGGGCUUGAGGCACCAUCUGAGGGCAACUGGGGUCUUGGUAGGUUUUUCAGAGGUGGAGCACCCCAACAAAUAGCAGCUGCGACCUCAAUAGAUUUCUAUUUACAGAUAGAAAAUGCUUGCAAGACACCUGGAAGGAAGUAAUGCUUUUGGCGAGCACGAUGUAUUUGGGUGUCCUGUGUGGUCA